Toxotes jaculatrix (banded archerfish) is the source of this 1982-nucleotide messenger RNA. Its product is annotated as aldo-keto reductase family 1 member B10-like. The transcript has 10 exons. Gene Ontology annotation, cellular component: cytosol. Bases 93 to 1043 code for a protein of 316 amino acids. Gene Ontology annotation, molecular function: aldose reductase (NADPH) activity. NCBI's taxonomy places the organism in Eukaryota, Metazoa, Chordata, Actinopteri, Toxotidae. The record is from RefSeq and is a predicted model, not a curated record.
CGAUCGAUCACUCCAGCCCGCUUCACUCGCUGUCCUCUGCAUUUGCUGUCAACGCUCGAUCCGCUCGCAGACUCUGCACGUCCGUUGGAAAAAUGGCAAAGGCCGUGAGACUGAACACCGGUGCUCUGAUGCCCGUUGUUGGACUUGGGACAUGGAAGUCUGAACCUGGUAAGGUUACCGAAGCAGUGAAAGCAGCCAUCGCAGCAGGUUACAGGCACAUCGAUGGAGCGUAUGUCUACCACAACGAGACAGAGGUGGGAGAUGGAGUUCAUGCAAUGAUCAAGAAAGGUGUGGUGAAGAGAGAGGAUCUUUUCAUCGUUAGCAAGCUGUGGUGCACUUUCCACGAGAAGCCCCUGGUGAGGAAAGCCUGUGAGAAGACUCUCCGUGAUCUUAGAAUGGACUACAUAGACCUCUAUCUGGUGCACCUUCCCAUGGGUUUCAAGGCUGGCGGUGAUGACUUUCCUUUGGACAGCGAAGGACAGGCAAUCAGUGACAACACUCACUUCUUGGACACAUGGGAGGCAAUGGAACUGCUUGUGGAUGCCGGCUUGGUCAAAGCUAUCGGUAUCUCCAACUUCAACAAGGCGCAAAUUGAAGCCCUUCUCAACAAGCCGGGCCUCAAGUACAAGCCUGCCAACAACCAGGUGGAGUGCCACCCAUACCUGAACCAGGAGAAACUGAUCAACUUCUGCCACUCAAAGGGCAUCUCAGUGACGGCUUACAGCCCCCUGGGCUCCCCUGAUAGACCCUGGGCUAAACCAGGAGACCCAUCACUUCUGGAGGAACCCAGCAUUAAGGCCAUCGCCGAAAAGCACAAGAAGACACCUGCUCAGGUCCUGAUCCGCUUCCACAUCCAGAGGAACGUGGUUGUAAUCCCCAAGUCCAUCACACCUCAUCGCAUUCAGGAGAAUUUCCAAGUGUUUGACUUUCAACUUACUGAGGGGGAGAUGAAAACUAUAUUAGGAUUCAACAGGAACUGGAGAGCCUGCCCCAUGGAAUGGGGCAUGAAGCACAAGGAUUAUCCAUUCAGUGCUGAAUUCUGAAAAGAAAACAUGCUGAUUUCCCACAGGUUUACAUGGGGAGCUGGGAUUUGCUUCUCUGCCAUCUUGACUGAUGGCUUUCCUGUUCUUUAGAGCAGUUUGCACUAUUUUUGUGGCCUUGCAUCUGAUUUUUAUUUUCAUAUUAUAUUUCUUGGGGGAAACAAAAACUUCUUUUGUUACUCGUCUUAUCACCAAACAGUUUUAAAUGCACUCCAAAGACCUAUUUACAUUCAAGAUGCUGAGUUUCUUCAUGAUGGAUAGGAGUUUUGCACUAGUACAACUUGAGUAUUGGCGUCUUUAACUUACAAGCUGUGGAACUGUUCUGUCAGUUUCAAGAAUUUAAUUGUUUUUUUUUUGUCUUAGUGUAAAUUCACCCGUUUUGAUUUGUUGUCAGUGUGACCUUAAGUUACUAAAUAUCACAAAUGCGUGCCAUAUACAGAACAAAGUUAAUAUUUUUAGUUUUAAGUUAUUUCUGAGAGCAGAACGAGCAAUUUACAAGAGCAAGGAAGUAAUGUGUUAGGUUUAUGUGUUUGUAGUGUUACAUGUAAGAGGAAAAAACUACCUGCAUUAAAUUCUCAUAGCCAAACUAACAGAUAAAAUCAGCAUCUAAGUCAAAAUAUAUUUUUGUGGCACAAAUGUGAUGUGUCAUUCUUCAAAAUAGUCCUUAUUCGACUAAAUCUGUUCUUCCUCUUAAUUUCUGUAAGCGCACUUUGAUUUUUUUUUUAUUACUUUGGCAGAGGUAUUAGUGCUUUGGGAUAUAAUUUUAAUUGCAAAAUCAUAAGCACAUAUUUGCUCAACUAGGAUGACAGAGUCAUUCCUACUAUUAGCAUGUCAUGUGUGGCACUUUGUAAUCAUGUGUAUGAACCCUGUUAUGAAAUAAUCACUCUCACUUCCCUCUUUUUGCAGAGCAUUAAAAUAAAGACUUGUGGGAGAAAAUAAAAG